Molecule: messenger RNA, 1152 nt
Organism: Mucor velutinosus
Lineage: Eukaryota; Fungi; Mucoromycota; Mucoromycetes; Mucorales; Mucoraceae
Gene: PRP43
Product: DEAH-box ATP-dependent RNA helicase prp43
Exons: 8
Coding region: 1-1152 (383 amino acids)
Biological process (GO): heme catabolic process; response to oxidative stress; heme oxidation
Molecular function (GO): heme binding; heme oxygenase (decyclizing) activity
Source: RefSeq, a predicted model, not a curated record
AUGAGUGCUCCUACUACCUGCCCUGCUUCCUCUGUCAACAAGACCCAAGAUGCCUGUCCUCUUACUCUUGUAGAUCAAGAGCCCCAGCAUACUAGCUUGGCUUCCGCAGUCGAAAAUCGUCCCACUACCAGAAAUGAAGGUGGCUGCCCCUUUGCAUCAAAGGCCAAGGACGACAUUAAGGAUAUGAUGACUCAGUCAUAUGUUGAUCAUCCCAUCACACAUGAGGUCAAGAUCAGCAACUUGAAUCAUUACUUGCCCGAAACCAAAUCAAAGAAGAGUCAAGAUUUUCUUUCUGAUCCUCAGCUUGCUAUGGCUAUGAAGGAAGGCACCAAGGUUAUUCACAGUGCUGCUGAAAAUAGUGUCUUUACAAAGCGCUUCAUGAGCGGCACCAUCAGCAUUGAUGAGUACGGCAGAUACAUCAACUCGUUGUACUUUGUAUACAAAACAAUGGAAGAUUUGUUGGCUCAACACAAGGAUAACCCACUCAUCAAGCUGGUCUAUUUCCCAUACGAGCUUACUCGUGAAAAGUCUCUGAUGAAAGAUCUUGAAUAUUACUAUGGUAAAGACCGUGUUGCUGAACUGACUGAUUUCAAGAAUAUCACUCCUGCUGUCAAGACUUAUGUCAAUGCUUUGAAAGAUGCCGCUGAAAAGAACCCCGCUCUCCUGAUAGCCCAUAGCUAUUCGCGUUACCUGGGUGAUCUCAGUGGUGGUCAGAUUUUGGCUAAACGUUUAAAGAAGCAUGUGCUCAAGAGAGAUGUCACUGACGCAAGCUGGGAUUCCUAUCAUGGUCUUGAGUUUUACAACUUCAAUCAUAUUCGUAGCCCCAAUGAAUUCAAAAACCUCUACCGCCAACGUUUAGAUGAAUCGCCUGUAACCCAAUACACCAAAGAUUUGAUUGUUGCUGAGGCGAUCUAUUCUUUCGAAUUAAACAUUGCUUUGUUUGAUGAGAUCCAGGCUCUUUCUGACAGCAAGCAGUUGCACCCCACUGUAGACUACGACGAUGUUGAAUCCAUCGAUUCCGCGCUUGGCACUACUGGUGAAACGAAGCACGCUUUCCUGCCCAACGCUGACUGGCUUGUUGGAUUUGCUACUGGCAUGGCCACUUUUGCUGUUGGAUUGUCGCUCUACCAUCGUUUCUCUGACAGCUUGUAA